Emiliania huxleyi CCMP1516 is the source of this 747-nucleotide messenger RNA. RefSeq lists its product as hypothetical. The transcript has a single exon. Lineage: Eukaryota; Haptophyta; Isochrysidales; Noelaerhabdaceae. Gene Ontology annotation, biological process: translational initiation. The record is from RefSeq and is a predicted model, not a curated record. The coding region runs from base 1 to 747 and encodes 248 amino acids. Gene Ontology annotation, molecular function: translation initiation factor activity.
AUGGCGAUGAACUCUUGGAGCGACUUUGAAGACGCAAAGCGGCCGGCGGCGCCUACCAAGAAUGCGGCCAAGCAAACGUCGAAGCGCACUGGCAAGGAUGGGAAGCUUUACUUGCGAGACGGGCCCAAGCGGCCGCAGGCCAUGACAAAGCUGGCAAGGCGGCGCAUGGGCACAGAUGCCACGGCGGCUGCCUCCGCAGCAGCGGUUGUGGACACGACCGCGCUCAAGGCGAAGGUGCGCGUAGAGGAGUCGAAGAGCGGCGGUGGGAAGCGCGCGACGACGAUUCGCGGGUUGUCGAGAGACGCCGCUAAGUCGGUGCUCAAGGAGCUGAAGGCUGCCCUCUCCGUCGGUGGUCGGGUCAACGCGCGCGGCGACGUGGAGGUGCAGGGGGCGCACGCCGAGAUCUGCUUGAUUCGCCUUCAAAAGGCGGGCUACAGCGAUGUGCGCUUGGCGGGUGGUGCCGGGGCCGUCAAGGCGCCCGCGUGGAAUGCGCCUCAGGAGGUCAGAGACCGGGCGGCGGCGCAGAAGCAGGCGGCUAAGGCCGCGGCGGGGAAAAGGGCGGAGAAGGCGCGCGUGGCCGCCCGCGCACCCGCUGCCGUCGCCGCCAAGAUGCUGGCGCAACUUCGGGCGUCGGAGCAGCUCGAGAUUGCUAAGCUGCGCAGGAGCGACGUGCCGCGCGCGGAGAAGGCGCUCGCGCAGGCGAAGCUGGAUCGCAUCCAGCGGCGGAUUGCGGAGGCGGGUGGUUGA